Molecule: messenger RNA, 399 nt
Organism: Ambispora leptoticha
Lineage: Eukaryota; Fungi; Glomeromycota; Glomeromycetes; Archaeosporales; Ambisporaceae
Source: the annotation of a GenBank genome assembly
GAUGUUGAUUGGGGAGAACUUGAUUUCCUUUUGGUAGACACACCACCGGGUACCUCGGACGAACACCUAUCAAUAACGCAAUAUCUAAAAGAAAGUGGAAUCGAUGGCGCAAUAUUAAUAACAACGCCGCAGGAAGUAUCGAUCCAAGAUGUGCGAAAGGAAAUCGAUUUCUGUCGAAAAGUGAAGAUACCAAUUAUUGGUGUGGGUGAGUCUGUUAUCUUUGCACCCACUACCGGAGGAGCGAAAAAAAUGGCAGAAGAAGUUGAUAUUCCAUAUUUAGGUUCGAUUCCGCUGGAUCCUAGAAUUGGAAAAUCAUGUGAUGCCGGAAUUUCGUUCUUGGACGAAUAUCCCGAUUCUCCAGCCACUAGGGCUUAUCUAGAUAUUAUUGAAGGUAAAUAA